AAGCUGUCUGUGCCGGUUCCCAUGUAGAGGUGUGGGAGAAGGGUACGGACUGCUGCAGCAGAUCAAAUGCCAACUACUGCGAGGGUAGACGCCGUUUGGUCGCACGUUGUGUCGGCUGUACAAGAGGAAUUGGCCAGGUUCACCAGUUGUGGUGAUAAACUGAUGGCGAGCUACUGAACUGCCCGGAGUUGAAGAAGCUUUAGCCAGCUUUUCCUGAUGGUCUGUGAAGAAGUGGUUAACUGUGAUGUUAUUGUUUGCGCCAUUGUGCCUUUGAUAUUUGGCGCACGCUUAAAAAGUACCAUCUUGGAGAUACAGGAGACCGGGUCGAGUACGCUGAGAACCAGCCAAUUCUGGUUGGUGUGGUGUGGGGAUGGAGACAUAAUAGCACCUGAGCUAACUCCCCUGAAAGCCAGCUGGUCGGACAACAACGAAGGAGAGGAUGGUGAAGGUGGCAGCUCGACACACGUAAUUUAUGCUCAUGUGUUUAAUGAUCCCAUCCACGGGCACGUGGACCUACACCCACUUCUCAUCAAAAUCGUGGACACACCUCAGUUCCAGAGACUACGAAACCUCAAGCAGCUUGGAGGGAUCUACUUUGUUUUUCCUGGAGCAUCUCACAACCGCUUUGAACACUCGAUUGGAGUGGCUUACUUGGCAGGACAACUUGCGCAAGCUCUGCAAACUAGACAACCAGAACUCGACAUCUCCGACAGGGACAUCCUUUGUGUGCAGAUUGCUGGGCUCUGCCACGACCUGGGACAUGGGCCAUUCUCCCAUAUGUUUGAUGAGAUGUUCAUCCCCAAAGCACGUCCAGGAAUUACCUGGAAGCACGAGAAAGCCUCUCUAGCCAUGUUUGACUACCUGGUGAAUGACAAUGACCUGAAGUCUGUGAUGGAGCAGCACGGCCUGGUGCUGCCCGAAGACCUGGACUUCAUCAAGGAACUCAUUGCUGGACCAUUGGACACUAAUGCAGCCAAAGGCAAGAAGUGGCAGUAUAAAGGCCGUCCAAAAGACAAAUCCUUCCUUUAUGAAAUCGUGGCCAACAAAAGAAAUGGAAUUGAUGUGGACAAGUGGGACUACUUUGCCAGGGACUGCCACCACCUGGGCAUCCAGAACAACUUUGACUAUCGCCGCUUUAUAAAGUUUGCCAGGGUGUGUGAGGUGGACGGAGAGAAACAAAUCUGCACUAGAGACAAGGAGGUGAGCAAUGUGUGUGACAUGUUCCACACCAGAAACCGUCUCCACAGAAGAGCCUGCCAGCACACAGUGGCCAAGAUCAUAGAGACCAUGAUCGCAGAGGCCUUUUUAAAAGCAGACAAGCACAUCCAGAUUGAAGGCUCAGGAGGGAAGAAGUUCACUCUCUCCACAGCCAUAGAUGAUAUGGAGGCCUACACCAAGCUGACAGAUGGUGUGUUUGAACAAAUACUGAACUCUUCGUCCAAGGAGUUGGCUGAGGCGAGGCAGAUUCUACACAAUGUUGUCCAUCGACGCCUCUAUAAGUGUGUGGGCGAAAGUCAGGCUGAGAAACCUGAACGUGUCACGCAGGAGAUGAUUCUCUCCUGGGAAGCAAAUUUGGCUCAGGCCGUCCCUCAGACUGGCGCCCAAAAUGUCAAUCUAAAUCCAGAGGACUUUGUAGUUCACGUCAUUCAUAUAGACUUUGGGAUGAGGGAAAAGAACCCCAUCGACAACGUGCGUUUCUAUUCCAAGGACGACCCAACCAAAGCCACCAAGAUUCCAGAGGAGAAAGUGUCUCCACUUCUUCCAAGGCAGUUUGCUGAGAGGCUGACCAGGCUCUACUACAAGAAGACAGAUGCUGAAAGUCUGAAGGCAGCCAAGCAGUUUGGCAAGUGGUGGGAGAAUGAGAACUUCUUCUAGCCUCAGGUUGGAGACAGAAAAGCACCUGAGUCGGACAACAACGAGCUUUUAACUCAGUUUUUCAAGUAAGAGGAAGAGAGAAGAUGGCCCCUCUAGUACACAUUUGGUAGAUGAGACAGUGCUGAGUUCAAGUUAUAUUUUUCUACAAGGUAAAUGUGUUAAUGAGCACAACAGUUAUUCAAAUCAUUAAUUAUCUGAAAUACAAUUUUUACACC
Messenger RNA from Scatophagus argus, 2090 nucleotides. Its product is annotated as deoxynucleoside triphosphate triphosphohydrolase SAMHD1-like. Bases 217 to 1875 code for a protein of 552 amino acids. Gene Ontology annotation, molecular function: dGTPase activity. NCBI's taxonomy places the organism in Eukaryota, Metazoa, Chordata, Actinopteri, Scatophagidae. Gene Ontology annotation, cellular component: nucleus. The transcript is spliced from 18 exons. The record is from RefSeq and is a predicted model, not a curated record. Gene Ontology annotation, biological process: regulation of innate immune response; dGTP catabolic process; defense response to virus.